AUGGGAAGGCAGCCUUGCUGUGACAAAGUUGGGUUGAAAAGAGGGCCAUGGACCAUCGAGGAAGACCACAAGCUCAUGAACUUCAUCAUCAACAAUGGCAUCCAUUGCUGGAGAAUGGUCCCUAAGCUUGCAGGUUUGCUUAGGUGUGGGAAGAGUUGUAGGUUGAGAUGGAUCAAUUACCUUAGGCCUGAUCUCAAGAGAGGCGCUUUCACUGAGGCAGAGGAGAAUCAACUCAUCCAGCUCCAUUCGCGACUCGGGAACAGCACAAAAUUGGCUCUUUUUAUGUAUAGGUGGUCAAAGAUUGCCUCACAUUUUCCUGGAAGGACAGACAACGAGAUAAAAAAUCAUUGGAACACGAGGAUCAAGAAGAAGCUCAAGAUGGCUGGAGUAGACCCUGCCACCCACCAACCAAUUGAUCUUGAUCAUGAAAAUGGAGUUCAUAAUGAUGAUGAUAACAAGAUUGGCACGACCUUAAUGGAAGAACAUGAGAACCAACAAGUGGAAGAGAAAGAGCACGAGUUUCCGACAAAAUUAAAUGAAACGACUAUAAUUGACGACCAAGAUCUUUUGAAGAACUAUGAAGUGUUGAUGACUGGAGGAGGAAACUUGGAGUUGGAAGGAGCAUGGAGCAGUAGGAAUACCAAUUACAGCACCACUAGUACUAAUUCCGAUCAAGGCUCAUCAUCAUCGUCUAUCGAGGAUUCGAGUGGGAAUCACCUCUGCAGCCAGAUGAAUCCUUCCAUGAAUUAUGACUUGAAUGAUCGUCAUCAAUCAGCAGGUUCAAAGGCUCAAUUAGGUGAGGAUGGUGAAGAUUAUGGGUCAUUGAAGCAAUGGGUUGAUAGUGUGGACUCAAUGUUCUCAUGGGAUGGCUUCAUGAACACCACCACUACUACUUCUACUGCUCUAGAUGAUGAGUUCUUCUUCCAGAUGGAAAAUGGACUCUACUGUAAUAAAAACAAAUGA
Linum tenue is the source of this 963-nucleotide messenger RNA. The record is from the annotation of a GenBank genome assembly. Lineage: Eukaryota; Viridiplantae; Streptophyta; Magnoliopsida; Malpighiales; Linaceae.